AUGACAAACGAAGACACUCUUGAAGAUAUGGAAAGACAAUUUUUGGAGGCGGCGCGGAAAGAAGGCGGAAUGGAAACCAUUCAACAAUCGGAAAAUGAUCCGCAAAAUGGAGGAGGAGAAGAUGAUAGAAAGAAGAGAAAGAGAAGUAGAAGUCGAGAUCGCGAUAGAAAAAGAUCCAGAUCGUGAGUUUUUUCCUGAAACAAAUUGUGAUUUUUUACCUCGAUAAAAAUACGUUUCAACAAUGUUUUUCUUGUUUGUUUUUUUGAUGGCUAUUAUUGUUUGGACAAUGGAAUUGUUUAAAUGAAAAAGUAUCACAGUAAGAAACUUUUUGAAUGGAAAUCUAAAAUAUGAAAAAAGCUCUAAAAUCGACAAAAUAAUAAAAAAAAAUAACCGUAAGAUGCUAACGACCCAUUUUCCUGAGAAAAACCACUCCAAAAAAUUUUUAUAUCCAAAUUUCUUGUAGACCACGCGGAGAUCGUCGCGACCGUUCGCCACGCCGCCGCGAUCGUUCACCACGUGAUUCCCGCCGCGAUGCACCUCGCCGUGACGAAAAACCACGCGAACCCAAGAAAUAUCGCUUCUGGGAUGUUCCACCAAAUGGUUUCGAACACGUCACUCCAAUGGAAUACAAAACAUUGCAAGCACAAGGACAAGUGCCAAAAGGAACACCACAAGCUGCGUUGCCAGCAAUCGGACCAUCUGUAACAUGUCAAUCUAGAAGACUUUAUGUCGGAAAUAUUCCAUUUGGUUGUAAUGACGAGGCAAUGUUGGAUUUUUUCAAUCAACAAAUGCAUUUAUGUGGUUUGGCACAGGCGCCAGGAAAUCCGAUUCUUUUGUGUCAAAUUAAUUUGGACAAGAAUUUUGCGUUCAUCGAAUUUCGAUCGAUCGAUGAAACCACGGCUGGAAUGGCAUUUGAUGGUAUCAAUUUCAUGGGACAACAAUUGAAAGUUCGAAGACCGAGAGAUUAUCAACCAAGUCAGGCACAAUUUGAUAUGACUGCCAGAAUGCCUGUCUCAUCGAUUGUUGUUGAUUCACCCAAUAAGAUUUUCAUUGGAGGAUUGCCAAAUUAUUUGACAGAAGAACAGGUUGGUUGGGGUUUUGGGGAGCAAGAGGAUAGGAGGCUUGGGAUAUGUGAGGGGAAUGUUUGAAGAUAGAGCAACAUUUUACCUUGCAAAGGAUACAGUUAGAGUUUGUGGCACAAGCAUUAAAUUUUAAAAAGUAGAUUUUUUGCCUCUAGAAAUUCCAAAUGAAAAAUUUUUAAAUUCGCAUUUUUGGCGCUAAGACACACCUCGGCCAAGCCGUGGCUGGCUAGAGUACAGUGUUUGGAAAAAAUCUGAAUUUCAGUUUCUAGAGAUCAAAAAUUGAACAAUCAGAGUUUUUAGAGGACAAAAACUGAAAAUGCACAAUUUUUGUACUGUAAAAAGUUAGCGUACAAUUUUUUAUUUUGGAAACCACGAUUUUGGCCGAGGCGUGCGCUAAGAUUAUAAUUUUGGGCAUAAUUUUUGAAUUCAAUUUAUUCAAAGUUUUUAGCCAAAUCACACGUGGAAAAGAAAUUAUUAAAAAUGAAAAUUUUAAGUUCUCAGGGCCCCAAGUUAUAUAUUUUUGUCGCAAAUUUUUCUCUGUCCCCAACUGAAAAACAAACGUGUUGUUUUGCAGCAACACGUCGUGAUUGUUCUCAACAAUACUUGCUCUGUUGUCUCCCCAAUCAAAUUAUUAUUAUUCAAAUCGAUUUUCUCUCGGGAAUUUGUGUUCCAGAAAAGUUUCCAGACAAUUUCCAGACAUUUCAGACUGUUUUAGGUGCAUUUUUAGGUCAUUUUCAGAUAUUUGAUUUUUCAGCCCACGCCGCUUCUCCCCCCAAAUUCCUAAACCCUUUUUUUCAGGUCAAAGAAUUGUUGUGCUCAUUUGGACCACUCAAAGCAUUCUCGCUGAAUGUUGAUUCGAAUGGACAAAGUAAGGGAUAUGCAUUUGCUGAAUAUUUGGAUCCAUUGUUGACUGAUCAGGUUAGAAUUUGGGGAAUUUUUUAAAGAAAACUGCAUUUUAAGGGUGGUUUGAUAAUUUUCACCUGAAAAUUUUUGAAAAAAUUCAAUGUUUCAAAAAAAAUCUUUUAUAAAUAUUUGGGUAAAAAUAUUGAUUACCAUUUUUUGAAACCUUCUUAUUAAACGAAAAAGUCCAUAAAAAUACGAAAUUUCAUUUUCAAACCUUUAUCAGAAACAGGCCUGUGCCGGAAAUUUUCCGAAUUUUCCGAAUUUCCGGAUUUUCCGGUUUUUUUACGGAAAAAUCAAUUUUCCGAUUUUCCGGAAAAUGUGCUCGGAAAAUCCGGAAAAUGAUCUUUAGUAGUAAUACUUAAAAUUUUGCCUAAAUUUUGGGAAAUUUUCUCAGUUUAUGAUAGAAAAAAUGAAAUUUUUUGGAAUUUUUUUUUCAAUUUUUCAAAUUUUACGAUUUUUUGAACGUAAAACGUCUCAAAUAGUUACUAAAUUACCUGUGAAUAGAAGAAAUGUAGAUAAAAUUACGUUUUUUUGCCAACUUGCGGCUGAAAAUCGAAAUUUCUGACUUUGAAAAAUUUUCCGAAUUUUCCGGAUUUUCCGGUUCAAAAAAUCCGGAAAUUUUCCGACUUUCCGUUUUCCGGGUUUCGAUUUUCCGGCACAGGCCUGAUCAGAAACAUAACGAAAAAUUCACCAUCAAAAAAAUUACUGUUUCAAAAAUCCCGUAUCAAAAAUUAAGAAAAAAUCGUGUUAAUCUAGCGUUCACUUCUUCAGUGACAAUUUUGGAAAAUUAGUCUUUAUUUUUCGAAAUUCAUCUCCUCCUAUCGGAAAAAUCCACUGUUUCAGAAAUUGUGUUUUUAAAGAAUCUUCGAAUAAGUUCUGAUUCAUUGUUAAGGGAUAUUCACCAAAUUCUAGCUGGGAGCAAGUUUUUAUUAUAAAAUGUUUGUUUCAAAAAAUCACUGUUUCAAAAUGUUUGUAGAUUCAUAGGUGAUCCAAAAUAUUGCCUUUUCAAGUUCUCACUUUUCAAAUCCCCAUGUACUGUUUUGAUUCUGUAUUUUUCUUUUAAAAUUCCGAAAAUGUAUUGUUUUUGGCGAUGUUUGGAUGAUACUCAGAUUAUCGAAUAAUUCUUUAACAAGAAACAAUUUUUGCCCUGAAAAUUCUCAAUUUAAUUUUCAGGCAAUUGCUGGUUUAAAUGGAAUGCAACUUGGCGACAAACAAUUAGUUGUUCAAUUAGCCUGCGCAAAUCAAACUCGACACACAACACAUUUGCCAAAUUCGGCAACCGCAAUUGCUGGAAUCGAUUUAUCGCAAGGAGCCGGAAAACCGACAGAAAUUUUGUGCUUAAUGAAUAUGGUUGUUGAAGAGGAAUUGAAGAAUGAUGAUGAAUAUGAAGGUAGGGUUUUGAGGAGUUUUUGGUCGGAAUUUUAAAGAAAAGUUCUCAAAAAUAGAUUUUUUCCUGGGCUAUUUUGAAAGAUAUUUAUUCACGAAAUGAAAUGAAAACAUACUGUUUCAAAUGGUUAUUGUAAAAAUAACCAUUUUUCAAACUUAAUUUAAAUAUCACAAAAAAUUUCCCAAAUUAAAUUAAUUUUUUUGCAGACAUCCUGGAAGAUAUUCGCGAAGAAUGUUCAAAAUACGGAAUAGUUCGAUCCGUCGAAAUUCCACGUCCCUACGAAGGAUAUCAAGUGGCUGGAGUCGGAAAAGUUUUCGUCGAAUUCGCGUCGACUUCGGAUUGUCAAAAAGCGCAAGCUGCGUUGACCGGAAGGAAAUUCGCCGCAAGAACUGUGGUCACUUCCUAUUAUGACGUCGAAAAAUAUCAUAAUCGACAGUUUUAA
This is a messenger RNA of Caenorhabditis angaria, 3814 nucleotides long. The record is from the annotation of a GenBank genome assembly. Lineage: Eukaryota; Metazoa; Nematoda; Chromadorea; Rhabditida; Rhabditidae.